AUUUACCAAGAACCUCUCUCCAGACAAAAUCAACCUGAGCACGCUGAAAGGACAGGGGCAGCUGACCAACCUGGAGCUGGAUGAGGAGGUGUUGCAGAAUGUGCUGGAGCUGCCCACCUGGCUCGCCAUCACCCGGGUCUACUGCAACAAGGCAUCCAUCAGGAUCCAGUGGACAAAGCUGAAAACACACCCCAUCUGCCUGUACCUGGAUAAAGUGGAGGUGGAGAUGCGAACAUGUGAAGAGCCUCGGCCACCCAAUGGACAGUCUCCCAUUGCUCUCGCUGCUGGUCAGAGUGAAUAUGGCUUUGCUGAAAAGGUCGUGGAGGGGAUGUUUAUUGUUGUCAAUUCCAUCACCAUCAAGAUUCACUCCAAGGCCUUUCAUGCUUCUUUUGAGCUAUGGCAGCUCCAAGGCUACAGUGUCAACCCAAACUGGCAACAGAGUGACCUGCGACUCACCCGCAUUACUGAUCCGCAGAGAGGAGAGGUUUUGACGUUCAAGGAGCUCACCUGGCAGACACUUCGGAUAGAAGCAGAUGCCACUGACAAUGGCGAUCAGGAUCCUGUUACUACUCCUCUGAGACUCAUUACCAACCAGGGGAGGAUCCAGAUCUCUCUCAAGAGGAGGACCAAAGAUUGCAACGUGAUGGCAUCUAAGCUGAUGUUUCUCCUUGACGACCUGCUCUGGGUGCUGACAGACUCUCAGCUGAAAGCAAUGAUGAAAUAUGCAGAAUCUUUGAGUGAAGCCAUGGAGAAGUCUGCACAGCAAAGGAAAAGCUUGGCACCAGAGUCUGUACAGAUCACCCCUCCUCCUCCAAGUGCCCAGCAGUCCUGGUCUCAGCCGUUUGGAGUCAGCCCAAAUGCGAGCAGCAUUGGUCAGUACUUUGAUAAGCAUGACAUGAAAGAGUCAUCGUACCACCUCCUCAUCUCACGCUUGGAUCUGCACAUCUGUGAUGACAGCCACACUCGAGAGUCAGGUGGUUUGAAGCACGGGAUGCUGGGAGGUGCCAUGCAGCUCACCUUCAGGAGGAUGGCUUUUGACUAUUACCCUUUUCACAGGGCAGGAGAUGCCUGCAAGCACUGGGUGAGGUACAGUGAAGCGAUGGAAACACGGGGGCAGUGGGCAAGGAAGUUGGUCGGUGAAUUUCAAAGCAAGAUUGAGAAGCUUUAUGAAGAAAUGGACCCUGCGUUUGCCAGGACUCCACUUUCCCCCUUCAAAAGGAAAUCGGAUGCUUCUUUGAGUCCUCAUAAAAGUCCCUCGGAGAAAGGCCGUGCACCUCCCACAAGUUUGCCUCGACUCCGGCAGCCGCCCUGGAACCGGCUUCGAUCCAGCUGUGUGGUGGUUCGAGUGGAUGACCUGGAUGUUCACCAGGUUUCUACAGCUGGGCAGCAAAGCAAGAAACCCUCCACCUUGCUUUCAUGUAGCAGAAAAUUCUUCAAGCUUCCCGAUCAGGUCUCUGCAAUCCAUAUUGAAUUCACAGAGUAUUACUUCCCAGACAAUCAGGACUUUCCAGUUCCAUGCCCAAACCUGUAUGCACAGCUGAAUGGCCUGAUGCUUACCCUGGAUACAGCAAGCGUGCUCUGGAUAAACCUCUUCUGUCUGGAUCUUUAUCGCAGCUUGGAGCAGUUCAAAGCCAUCUACAAGCUGGAGGACUCAGGCAAGCACGAUGAGCACGUUGAUGUUCGACUGGAUGGCUUCCGGCUGAAGCUUAACAUCCCCGUGGAGAAGAAAGUCACCGACCACCGAGAUCGUCCACAGAUGCUCUGCAUUUGCACGUCGGAGUUGACUGCCACCAACACCCGCCACGCUCCCUUCUGCAGCUGCCAGGACCUUCAGAGUCUCUUCCGUAAAUUUGCCGGUUCGGAAUUCUUCCACUCCAGCUACGCCAAGUUCCCAAGGUCUCAGGACAGCUUCAGCCUCCUCCACACCCUUUUCUUGCGCCACGCGUACGAGGUGGAUAACAGACCUAGAAAACAUCCAGGCUCUCCCCAGCUACUGCACAAAACCUCUGCCUCCGAAGAUCUGUGGUCGAUGAAUUUCACUGAGCUUUCCCUGGAUUUUGAGGGGGCUGAAAGCUCCAAGGGCAGAGCCCUGAGCUUUAUUGACCCUUUUCCCCUUUCCAUUUGGGCCUGCCUUCCCAAGAGGUGGGGGCAAGCUCAGAUAUCUAAACGUCAGGAAUUGGCUGCCUCCGAGUUGAAAAUCAAGCCCUCCGCCAGCUUUAGCAAUCACUCCAAGAACGAGAACCUUUCCAGAGAUCACGGGGUUUGUCAAAGAUCAAAAACUGACCAGGAUCUGAAGAACAUCUACAAGGUCCCAGAGACCAUGGAUGUCUUGGGAGAAUCUGACUGUGAAGUUGAUGAUGGGGUAGAUACUAAAGAGCUGGAAGCCUCUGCUGAUAUCCAUGUGCUUGUGUCCUCGGCUGUUCAUGUCAAAGUCCGGCUCAACCACUACCAGUACUUGGUGCUCCUCAGGAUGAAGGAAGUUCUGCAAACACUACAGGAGCAGUUGGCCCAGGAUACCCAGGAAUUGACUGGGUCUCCUUUAGACUCCAUGUCUGCUUGUGUAGGAGUUAUGUUCCACAGUGCUGAGGUGGCCCUGCUCAUGAACCCCGCACCAGGGUCUAUUUUGGAACCCAGGUCCCUUGAUUCGGACACAACAAGCCUGAUCGAGUCGGAGCUCUCGCCUUCAGACAGCAAGGAGGGGCUGGCUGCUGAAGAGAAGGAGCUGAAAUCAGAGACCAGUUCAGAGAGGGGAGUGUGCAGCACCUCAGAGGUCCCAGAGGACGGCGGGCUUGAAAAUACAGGUACCAGUGAAAACACAGGUACCAGUGUAACCAGUGAACCACCAGAGCAACUCCCAAGAUCUGCAAGUGAUGGAGCUCUGAGUACAGCCCCACGUAGUCAGAGCAUAGAGGAGAAAGGUUUGAUAGAGGAAGCACACGAAGCUGUGGAAGCCCUGGUUGCAGAAAGACCAGCGGCGACCAGCAGCCAUCCUCAGAGCCCUCCUGCCCUCCCUUCUAGCCCAACCUCGGACACGCAGUCCUUGGGGAGAGGAAACAUCGCGCUCAAUGGCCAGGCGGAGCUCAUCCCUCUGAAGAACAUAGAGGUGGAGUUGUCAAGUGCACUGCAUAUCACAAAGGAUGCCACGAAGGAAGCUCUGCACGUGACCAUGGACCUCACCAAAGAAGCCAUGUCUCUAACAAAAGAUGCUCUGAGCCUGAGCCGGGAGAAGAUGACCUCCACCAUGCAGAAAAUGCUCUCUCUCCCCCCAGCCAAGGAUUCUGUGCCCAAAGCAGAAGAGGGAGCAGUGACCCCAGGCGGGGGUGGCAGCAGCCGAAUGCGUUUCCUCUCCAUGAAGAGGACAGCAUCGCAGCAUUCCUUUGACACCACGUCCGUGGAUGGGAGCGGCCCUGAGGAUGGGCUGUCUGUGGACAGCGAUGGCAGCGACGGCUUUGUGAUGCUCACAGACUCUGAACCCAGCCUGGACCCUCUUCCCUCAGGGCAUCUUCCUCAGGCCCACAAUGACUCGGGCAGCAGAGCGAGCCUGAUGGCAGAGGACGAGGGGGGAGUUUCUCCCGAAAUAAACAGCUCGACUUCGCAGAGUGAAGACCCCAGCCUUCAGCUGGUGUCUGUCCUCGUGCUGAAGAUGAAUGAGGUGAACUGUGGCAUAGAGGCACGAGGUGAUGAUUUGUCUCUUGCUUUGCAAGUAAUGAACGUGGUUCCAGAGCAACUGAACAACGUUGGCAUGUGGCAGUAUCUGCGUGGCUAUCUGGGAGAUCCAGGUGUAGAGAAGCCUCCGGUUCCUGAAGCUCCCAGUAAGACCCAGCCAGAAGUGUGCUUGCGUCUGGAAGUGGGACCUAACACUGCUGUGCAUUCACCCCUGGCUGUUCAGAAUGGUUUCCUUCGGAUGUUGGUUCACAGCUACGCAGCAGAGCUCUUCAUGUCCUUCCUUACCAACCUUGGCCCCUUUCUUGAGGAUGAAAUAAUUCCAGAGGUGAUCCCUAUGGAGAUAGAAGUUGUGGAUGCCAAAAUCACAUUGAAGGAUGACAGCCCUCAGGUGUACCCUACCUCCCCUGGCCCUGUGCCUAUCACCUUGGCAGUAGAUCACGUCGUUGUCAGGCGCAGAGAUGAUGGGGUGUUCUACCUAACAGCUCCGCAAGGGGAGGGCUCACCGAAACAGGAAAAACCUGUGGCAGUCCUUCAGGAGCAGAAGGCCCCGGCCGAGCGCGUCUUGGCAGCCCCAGCAGCAGGAACACGCGUGCUGCAGUUAAAGGAAGUGCCAGAGUUGCAAAGGGAGCUUCAGACCAUGAAAAUAGCCCUUGCAGAAGCCAACAUGGACAAGGCUCGCCUACUGCAGGAAAUUAGGAAAUACAAUCCCCUCUUUCAGCUUUGA
Mesitornis unicolor (brown roatelo) is the source of this 4390-nucleotide messenger RNA. RefSeq names its product UHRF1 binding protein 1 (gene BLTP3A). The transcript is spliced from 20 exons. The annotation marks the transcript as partial. The record is from RefSeq and is a predicted model, not a curated record. Lineage: Eukaryota; Metazoa; Chordata; Aves; Mesitornithiformes; Mesitornithidae. Gene Ontology annotation, molecular function: histone deacetylase binding.